This is a messenger RNA of Aplysia californica (California sea hare), 3322 nucleotides long. Its product is annotated as haloacid dehalogenase-like hydrolase domain-containing 5. NCBI's taxonomy places the organism in Eukaryota, Metazoa, Mollusca, Gastropoda, Aplysiida, Aplysiidae. Gene Ontology annotation, cellular component: mitochondrion. Gene Ontology annotation, biological process: glycerophospholipid biosynthetic process. The transcript is spliced from 9 exons. Bases 193 to 1473 code for a protein of 426 amino acids. The record is from RefSeq and is a predicted model, not a curated record.
AUGAAAACAGAAAGGAUCUUAGCGCUCAACCAAAGUGAACCUACCCAAAGAGCAAGCGAAAGACUUAUUCAAUCCUGACGACAGUUAUUUCAACUUCUAGUUGGAUCUGACACUGUUUGACUCGUGUUCUUGAUAAUAAUUGUUUUCAUCCCGUUUACUUACCCCCGCGAACGCAACUUGAAUUAAUUCAACAUGCGCACCAUCACCCACCAAGGCAGCGAGGAGUCUGAUGGAUACUCGACUGAUAACUCUGAUGUCUCUAUGGGCUCAGAUCUCCUGGAUGGAUCAUCUGAUGUAAACUUCGGUAUCUUGUUUGACGUGGAUGGUGUUUUGGCAAGAGGCAGCACUCCUCUGGACCCUGCAAAGAAAGCCAUUGAGAAGCUGAAAGAUUCUGAGGGCAACCUCAAGGUCCCAGUGGCGUUUGUUACCAAUGCUUGCAACAGGAGUCAUGACAAAGCCCGCCAGAUUAGCAGUUGGUUUGAUUUGCCGGUCAGCCCAGAACAGGUUAUUCAUGCACCCACCCCUGCCAAACUUCUGCGUCAGUUUCAUGGAAAGCACACUCUCGUCAUUGGACAAGAGUACAGACUCGAGAUUGCUGAAGAUCUUGGUUUCUCAAACUGCUGUACUAUCGAAGAUGUGAAGGAGGCUUAUCCCUUACUGGACAUGGUGGACCAUGCUAACAGAGUGCAAGUGGCUAAGCAUGGCUACACAGAGAAUCCCAACUUUCCCAAAAUUGAUGUUGUGCUUCUCAUCGGAGAACCAUGCCGGUGGGAGUCAGAUCUUCAACUCUUGAUCGACUUGCUGCUGACUGAGGGCAAACCAACCGCUGCCCCAAAAGACCCUCACAAUGUUCCUCAAAUCCCCAUCAUUGCCUGCAACAUGGACCUCGUUUUCAUGGCUGAAGCUUGCAUGCCCCGAUUUGGUCAUGGCGCUUUCCUCCUGUGUCUAGAAGCUCUGUACAAGAAAAUCACUGGUAAUGAACUGCAGUACAAAAACCUUGUGGGCAAACCCUGUGAAAUCACAUACCGCUUCGCCGAACACACUGUGGCAAAGAUUGCAAAGCAGAUGGGAAACACAAAGCCAAUCAAACGACUGUACUUCUUUGGUGACAACCCUUCAGUUGAUAUUGUUGGUGCUAACCUGUAUGACCGCUACAUCAAGCAAAAGGACACGAAUGGAAAUGCCUUUGAUCUUCCCGUUUCCCGACUGAUCCCAGAGAAUGAGGACCUGCACGAACAGACCGUCGAAUCAUGCCACAGUAUGCUGGUCGGCACUGGUGUGUACAAACAUAAGCCAGAGUCUGACUCCAUCAACGGUGGAAGCGAAACAUCCACAGACUCCUCAAAGGGAGACGUGUACCACGGUCACAGAGACAUCGCCCAUGAACCAGAGUUGUCCAAACCUCACCAGUAUGUCCAUGAUGUCCACGAAGGAAUUGAGUACAUUUUCAGGAAAGAAGGCAUUGCUCACUAAUGUCUAGUAUUUGUUUUUAUAGUGUUUUGUACAGAUAUUUAGAGAGGUUGUCUUGAAUGAGGCUAAGAAUUGUAUAAAAUGAAUAGUUUAUAUUGUUCUUGGUAAAGCACAAGAUUAUUGCACAAAAUUAGCGCUGAAAAACAAAUGGCAAACUUGUCUGAAAGAUGUGUUGACAAAUGCGAUGUGAAGGUCAUGAUCUAACGCUGUGAUAAAGGAGGGAAAUGAUGAAGUGCUGUUGUGGAUGAAGAGAAGAUGUUGACUCUCUGUGUGUGUGUACUUGAGUGCGUGCCUGCCUGCCUGCAUCUGUGUGCGUGUGUCUGUAAAUGACUGGUGUAUGAGCUACAAAUAUAUUGCACAAGUGAAUGUUUGUUCUCAGCUUGAGUAUGCGUACUGGGGUGUUUAAAAGUAAAAUCCAUUCCUGCCAAAGAUGUUUGAUUAUUUUGUGCAUUCAAUGGUAAAUGUAUGUAAUGUGAGCUUGAAGUCUUUUCCAAAUUUCGAACAUUGCAUAGUAGAAAAAGUGUUCAAUUCAUGAGCAUAUGUUUUUACAAGUCGUAUUCCCAUCUUUAAAGAUAUAAAAAGACUUCUUGUUAUUCAUGUACUUUAACUUAUUCUCUACUUAUUGUCAUCAAGAACACUCUCAAAAUGAUAGCUGUGGAGUGGGAAAAGAAGACACAGUAGUAAACAGGUGGUCUUUUGAAAUAUCAGCUCCUUCAUGGAUUCAAAGAUGAGGAAUGGAAGAUGGUUCUUGUCAAGGAAAAGAUUUUAUGCUCACCUUGCAGUCAUGCACACAUUGCUUUGAAUUUGCGACAUGUUUUGUGUUUGUAAAAACACAACACUACUGUGUCGACUCAAAAAUGGCAUUUUCAUUUGCAUUCUCAUUCUGAAUGCAAGAAAAGAUAUUUUAUUGAACAUAAUUGAUCAUGUCAAUGUCACCUUAUCUGUCAUAAUGUGGUGGAAGUCUAGUCGCAUAUGUCUGUAACUAUUCAUGCCCUGAAUUUGACAAUCAUUGCAUCGUGACAUUCGUUGUGCAUUCCUUUAGUAAAUUAAGAAGGGGGUAUUUUUAUAUUUUUCCUGCGUGGUACAUUUUCUUUACUCUCUCAAAGGGUUCUUCUCUCUCUUCUGCAAUAUAAUAAAUAUAAAAUAUAUUCAACCUUUUUUAGGAGAUAGUAUUUCAAAGGAGACUCCUGUGAGUAAAUCACAUUGUAAUAAACUGUUGUUUUAGUCAGGACUGAAAGAGACUUUUUGACAUAGUUGGACUUGUGAUACCCUUUACGUUCAGUACAUAAUGAGUCUCAGUUUCAGUUGCAGUCCUUCAGCAGUGUACAUUCAGAAUAGAAAAUUGGGAUAUAAUAUAUAGUUAUGGUAGAUUUAUCUCACAAUUGAGUUUUUUUGGGGGGUUUGUUAGUUGUUGGUGUUCUGUUGGGUUGUUGGGGGGAGGGGGGGGCUACUGGUAGCUUGGAGUUGAAGUAUAAUGUUUGCCAUAUUCAUCAUUCUUAGUGAGCAAUGUUUGUUCACAUUUUAACUUAACUCUGGGCCAAUACAGAUUUCCCCCAAGUGUGGGAUUUACCAGGCUAGUUCAUCACGUGCAUCAGAAUUAUUGAUCACAUGUAAGUGAUGGGCUGGAAACCUUAAGGCUUUCACCGAAUUUAUGGUUGUGUAUUAUAUAUUUGUAUAUAUAUAGAUAUAUAGAACAUGUAAAUAAGGGGAUACAAGUCAUUAUAUGUACAUUAUAUAAUAUGAAUUUGAUAAUGUUGACAGUUUUUUUAUAUAUUAUAUUCUUAAUGACAUACUUAAAAUGAGUUUGAUGAAUUAAGAAGAGAACCACUACAUAAAAGUAUGAAAACAAAUG